Molecule: messenger RNA, 510 nt
Organism: Enterobius vermicularis (human pinworm)
Lineage: Eukaryota; Metazoa; Nematoda; Chromadorea; Rhabditida; Oxyuridae
Source: the annotation of a GenBank genome assembly
AUGUACACGAUACGAGCCUUGGAAGUGCUCACUGAUUUUGGAUUAGGCACUGCAAAACUGUCUGAGGCAGUGCAGGGCCAGUCUGAGCUGUACGCCAUCCGACAUUAUUAUACCUGUGUAUGGAGUCGAGUGAUGUGUGGGUCAGGGUCAUCAAACGCUCUUUGGGGUUCCCAUGAAAUACCCUUCUCACUUGAAAUGGAGGCUUCUCCAGUGUCUGAGGAGUGUGGCAGUGCGUCAUUCAGAACCAGCCUCUGCUCUGCGGAUUUCGUGAAACAUGGACUUCUCAGUUCUACAGUCAAAAUGAAUGCGAGUAUAGCUUCACAGUCGAAAAGCGCAUGUCACGUAGGCUGCAGAAAUACUGAGAAGAGCAUUUUACGAUCUUCCCGCGAAGUAUUAACUACUGACCAGUACAGUGCUCGACGUUCAGACAUGAGUUUGGACCCUUGUACUUGCUAUGAGGCUGACGGCUGUAUUUUAGCUGAAAGGAUUGCCUCUGAGUCCCAGGAGUAG